Molecule: messenger RNA, 762 nt
Organism: Nestor notabilis (Kea)
Lineage: Eukaryota; Metazoa; Chordata; Aves; Psittaciformes; Psittacidae
Product: prolyl 4-hydroxylase subunit alpha-1-like
Exons: 6
Biological process (GO): peptidyl-proline hydroxylation to 4-hydroxy-L-proline
Cellular component (GO): endoplasmic reticulum
Molecular function (GO): procollagen-proline 4-dioxygenase activity; L-ascorbic acid binding; iron ion binding
Source: RefSeq, a predicted model, not a curated record
UGCGUGGUUGUCUGGAUAUGAAAGCCCUGUGGUAUCUCGCAUUAACACAAGGAUACAGGACCUAACAGGACUUGAUGUCUCCACAGCAGAGGAACUACAGGUGGCAAAUUAUGGAGUGGGAGGACAGUAUGAACCCCACUUUGACUUUGCACGGAAAGAUGAGCCAGAUGCUUUUAAGGAAUUGGGAACAGGCAACAGAAUUGCUACUUGGUUGUUUUAUAUGAGCGAUGUGUCAGCAGGGGGAGCUACUGUCUUUCCUGAAGUAGGAGCUAGUGUUUGGCCUAAAAAGGGAACAGCUGUAUUCUGGUACAAUCUCUUUCCAAGCGGAGAAGGAGAUUACAGCACGCGGCAUGCGGCCUGCCCAGUACUAGUUGGAAACAAGUGGGUAUCCAAUAAAUGGCUCCAUGAGCGGGGACAGGAAUUCCGAAGGCCAUGCACUUUAUCAGAAUUGGAAUGAUGCAGACUUGUCCUUUGUCUCUUCUGUAUUCAGUCUGUGUAAAAUGCACACAUCUACAGUUUACAAUUGACUAACACUCCACUACAGGUUCAGUCUUCAACUACACCGGUGUUUCAUCUGUGGACAAAACAAAUAUGCUUUUAGUUCCCUUAAAAUACCCCCUUAAGGUUUUAUGAACAGAAUAUAUUAAGGUCUAUGAGUGUUACAACAAGAAAAGAAAAAAAAAAGACAAAAUACAGAUCAGGGCCACAGCCAGCAGUGGUGUUGUGCGUGCUGUUCCCUUCACCAGCACCCCUCUGAUCAGC